Ceraceosorus guamensis is the source of this 1283-nucleotide messenger RNA. RefSeq lists its product as hypothetical. Gene Ontology annotation, biological process: mitochondrial protein processing; mitochondrial proton-transporting ATP synthase complex assembly. The transcript is spliced from 6 exons. Gene Ontology annotation, cellular component: extrinsic component of mitochondrial inner membrane. The coding region runs from base 102 to 995 and encodes 297 amino acids. NCBI's taxonomy places the organism in Eukaryota, Fungi, Basidiomycota, Exobasidiomycetes, Ceraceosorales, Ceraceosoraceae. Gene Ontology annotation, molecular function: metalloendopeptidase activity. The record is from RefSeq and is a predicted model, not a curated record.
UCUUGAGUAUCAUCGACCGGUUCAUGUGCGUAGCUACGACGCCUACCUCUUCAACCGGAUCGCAAGUCUGACGAAACUGCUACGCAAAGGCUCUUACGACGAUGGGUGGUGCCACUGAGCCAUUGCGCAAUCGUGAAGAUCUGCCUGCCGGAUUCGAAGCGUGGCUGGGGGCAUGCCGAUCCGCAAUGAGCGCUUCCUCGCCCUGCGCGAGCACUUCGAGGCUAAAAGUGGAUGAGGCCGAAGAUAACUCCAAGCGCUGUGCACGCUUCUCCAACGCCUCGCUCAAUGCCGCGUUCCCAUUCCGCUCGUCCAUCGAGAGCACCGCGCCUGCACCGUCUGCAGCCAAGGAGCACACCUUCGCAGAAGUGUUGGACAAGCAUGGAGCGGUCACUUUGGACCCUUGGUCGCAAGAAAGGGAGACGGAUAGAAUGCGCAAGGAUAGAGAAAAGGUGGAGCAGUGGAGAGACGAGUUGUUCAAAAGCAGUCCCAUAAUUCGCUUCAUGGUCAAGCACCUAAGCAUCGUCGGAUGCGCUCCCGAGUCUCAACGCCCCGGUCACAUCCCAAUCGUCUUGGCGCACUGCAGCGAAGCAACAGCUGGCGGAUUUUCGCCCCAUCUAACUCGCAAGGAGGAAUCGGCAUUGAUGAUCUGUGCAAAUCACAUCAACAGCAAGACGCACUUGGAGCACACUUUUGCCCACGAAAUGAUCCAUUGGUGGGACCACUGCAGGUUCAAGGUGGACUGGAACGAUCUGAGACAUCACGCUUGCACAGAGGUCCGUGCAGCCUCCCUCUCUGGCGACUGCAGCUUCUGGAGGCAACUUGCUGCACCUGGUUUCAACUUCGUGAAGAGGCAUCAGAGGUGUACGAGGCGUCGAGCUAUUCUAAGUGUUGAAGCGCAUCCUAGGUGUACAAGUCGGGAAGAAGCCGAGCGAGCUGUGGAUGAGGUGUUCAGUAGCUGCUUCAAAGACACGCGGCCUUUCGAUGAGAUCUACUGAUUCCAGGUGAUAGAAAUGUACGACGCUGCGGAUAUCAGAUGCCAUAUUCGCAACGCAUUGAUUGCUCGCGUGCGUGUUACACGCCGAUGCGACACUGAAGCGCUCGGUCGGCGGUCUGCGCGAGGUGUAAGUAGACUCUUCUCUACAAGUAUGGCCACGAAGGUGCUGAGAUUCAAUAGAGCCGGGGAGAGGAUGACCUGAAGCAGAGGUGUACAGGCAGGGUUUGAGAACACAUCGACGGUGUGAGCUAUUCGAGUCGCUUGCGAGCUGAUCGGAUCUGAUGGUACA